Molecule: messenger RNA, 1286 nt
Organism: Oppiella nova
Lineage: Eukaryota; Metazoa; Arthropoda; Arachnida; Sarcoptiformes; Oppiidae
Source: the annotation of a GenBank genome assembly
AUGCCCAAUGGCACCGAUGUAUACCACGGAGUGCCCAAGGAUUAUACUGGUAAAAAUCACACAGUCGCGAACUUUUUCGGUGCCCUUAAAGGGGACCCCGAGUUGGCUAAAGCGGGUCAUAAGGUAGUCAAUAGUACUCCAAAUGACCAUAUAUUCAUCUACUUUAUUGACCAUGGUGCGCCAGGCUUUGUAGUGUUUCCCAAUGAGGAAAUGCAUAAUACUGAGCUUGUUGCUACUUUAAAAAACAUGCAUACCAAUAAUAGGUUUGGCAAGUUGGUUUUCUAUUUAGAGGCUUGCGAAUCAGGCUUUGUAGUGUUUCCCAAUGAGGAAAUGCAUAAUACUGAGCUUGUUGCUACUUUAAAAAACAUGCAUACCAAUAAUAGGUUUGGCAAGUUGGUUUUCUAUUUAGAGGCUUGCGAAUCAGGCUCAAUGUUUGAGAAAUUGUUACCUGAUAAUAUCAACGUGUACGCUAUGACCUCGACAAAUUCCACUGAAUUAGGCUGGAAUUGCUGUAGGGAUACUGUUCGUGGUGCCUGGGUCAGUAAGUAUUUAUGUAAAUUAUUUGCACUAGGUUCGUACUUUGGUUACUAUUGGUACAAAAAUUGGCAAAGCUCAGAUUUCUUAACAGAGACUCUGCAGGAUCAAUUUGAGUACCUUCAUAAUACUACUAACCAAACAGGGGUAAUGGAGCCGGGUCAACACGCUCAGCAUGCUCACCAGUGGGGUGAUCUGUCUAUUACCAAGCUACCUGUUUCACAAUUUCAAGGCACUGGGAAGUUUAUCGGUGAAAAUAGCUAUAAUGCUGAUGAUCACAGGGUUUGCAAUCUAGUUAAUACCCGGGACCUACCCGUCCGUAUGUUGGAAAUGAAUAUUGAGGAGACCGAUGAUAUCAAUGAGAAAUUACGUUAUGAGAACGAAUUGAAACAAUUACUGAAUGGCCGUAAAUAUAUGGACAAACAUAUGGCUCAAUACGUGUCUAGUAUUCAACAUUUGCCGGGAAUUGAUGUCAAUUCAGUGCUCAAUACUAAGCAUACGAUUGACAACAAUGUUUGCUAUCGGAAAAUGGUGGACACGUUUAGGGAUAAUUGUUUCAAUAUAAACAAGAAUACUUAUGCUCUGGGCAAAAUGACUAUCUUGGUCAAUAUCUGCAAUCAACUAAGCGGUAGUCCGUAUGAGUCUGUGGCGAUCGAGCAGCUAGCACAAUAUUGUCAACAUAACGUGCACCAGUAUCCUAUUGAAAUUAAAUAAAUAAAUAAUGCAACUAUGUCAUAAUACAGUAUUUUCUG